Chara braunii is the source of this 2344-nucleotide messenger RNA. The record is from the annotation of a GenBank genome assembly. NCBI's taxonomy places the organism in Eukaryota, Viridiplantae, Streptophyta, Charophyceae, Charales, Characeae.
UCCGGUCGGGUAAUUGUACAGAACCGUGAGGGACCAGAUGAGGGCGUUCCACUCGAGGCGAGGGGAUUGGGGAGAUCGUGAGCUCUCCGAUGCCGAGGCGGCAGAUUGCAGGGGGGACAGCGAGACCGAGCGGUGUGCAGCGUGGUGGUUUGAGCAUGGACGUGCCCACCCGGAGUUGCGCACCAUCACCAUCCGUGUCAUGCACUUGUGGACUUCUGCCUCUCCAGCGGAGAGGAACUGGGCGGAGCACGAGCGCGUCAGCACGGCGAGGCGCUGCAAGCUUGGGUUCGCCAAGCUUGCACAGCUGGUUGAGAUUGCCACCAAUCUCAAACUGGCAUCGUGCGCACGGCAGGGUGGUGGCUACGUGUUGCCAUGGGUUAUGGGGAGCGGUCGGGGGGGGACGGCGGCAGAGGAGGAGGAUGAGGAGGGAGAUGUGGAGCCCGAGGUGUGGGGAGCGCGACCUGAUGGCAGUGUUCCUGAGAACGAGAUCCAGCGGCAGAUUGCCGCUUUCCGUGACAGCCGACCGUCCAAAGCUCGUUCGGUUCGGGACGUGUUCGGCAGCAGAGCGACGGAGCUGCGACCGUGGACGGAGGGUGGGGAUGAUGUGGACGCUGCUGCGGCAGACGACGACAUCGACGACGACUGGACUGACGAUGAUGACACGCCGCUGAGUCGCGACCCGACGGCUGAGCGAGUGUACUUCACUUACGGUGGGGUUCGCGACGACACAGAUUCAUUCACAUCAGUUAUCACUGGUGCUGUGUCGUCGACCACGCCGGCGAGUGGCAGCAGCAGAGCCGGCGGUGGUCAUGGAGGACGUUCGCAUGCGGAGAGGGACUUGGAGACAGGAGGGGAGGGGAGCCGUGACGUCGACGACUCGGGUGUCCCUGAGGAGGCGGUUCACGGCGAGUUCGAUUAUGAGGGGCAGGAUGUCGCCGCGGGUGUCCCUGAGGGGCAGGAUGUUGUCAUGGGUGUGUGCGACAGAGGAGAGGGUGGACCCGGUGGAGAUGGGGAUACCGCGGGUGCCGGUGGAGACGAUGGACCGGACGGCGACGAUGACGAUGACCACGGUCCGGAGGACGAUCCAGAUAGGCUCGCCUUGGUGUUGAGGGACCCCACAGUGUCUCCCAUGCGCCCUGACGGCACAACGCACACUUUCUUCGACGCCGACGCUUUGGCGCAUGCGUUGACGAAUGACCCUUUCGCACACAUGGGCUGCAAGAGCGGCAAGCAGCGGGCCCCUGGGAGGGUAUAUUCACCGCCGCCAUUCACAGUGCAGAGCCCUCACUGGUCGGGUUCGUCGCUCAGCGACGUUAGAGGGAGGGAGUCCGGUGCGGGUGAGGUGGGGUCCGGCAGAUGCAGCGACGGCGGCAGAGAUAGUGCAGGAUCGAUGCCUCCACCGCCCGCACGGACUCCGGAGGGCGUUAGAGGGAGGGAGUCCGGUGCGGGUGAGGUGGGGUCCGGCAGACGCAGCGACGGCGGCAGAGAUAGUGCAGGAUCGAUGCCUCCACCGCCCGCACGGACUCCGGAGGGCAGGGUUGCCAUCGGGGACCGGACGGUGGCACCUGGACUUGCGCACAGUGGCGGUUCCCCGCCGCCAGUCCGAGGAGGUGUGGGUGGCGGAGGGUCAGCUGUUCGUCGGGUCGGGGACCGGUUGCGGGCGGAUUACGACGCCGGGAGGGGCGACUUCAUGGGACGUGCGCCUGCUCAAACGCAGGCUGCGGAGGGCGGGUCCGGACGUUCGAGCCUGCAGAUGGCAGGCCGCAUGCUUGGUUUGUCACGAGCGGAGACGAGGAGGACAUUGAUCCUUGAGGCCCCAGGGACAUCCACGGACAGGCUGUGGGGAGAGCAGUUCACAUCGGGCGAGGAGGGGUUGUUGAUGCGUCCCGGGACGGGACGACAGCAUGGCCUCUCAGAGGUUGAGGUUCGACUCGCUGCAGGGGUCGCCGCUGGGCAGGCAGCGUUGGACGCGAUUAAGAGGGAGAGAGAGAGGGGGAUUGCUGCACAGGGAGAGGAGGACGAGGACGCUGACACUAAGUCCGAGCCGAUCGAGACUGCGGCCCGCAGACACAGGGCACAGGUGGCCGCGGCGGCCGCUACAGCACAUGCGACAUACGUCAGUGGGGGAUGGGGCACAGGUGCCGGAGGGAGAGGAGGGCGCCGGGGAGGAUCGCAAGGCCGCGCGCACUUUGGUGGGAGAGGCCACACACGCUCUGGUGGGAGAUGAUGACGUCCGUGGUGUAUUUUUUUUUUUCAUUAGUUUUUUUUUUUUUCCCUUGGUUGUACAGCCUGGACGCUCUGUCGGCAGGGUUGUAGCAUAUUUAUGUUGAUGUUGUUCCAUGGA